This is a messenger RNA of Sebastes umbrosus (honeycomb rockfish), 3736 nucleotides long. It is a transcript of the gene tcirg1b, whose product is annotated as T cell immune regulator 1, ATPase H+ transporting V0 subunit a3b. Lineage: Eukaryota; Metazoa; Chordata; Actinopteri; Perciformes; Sebastidae. Gene Ontology annotation, cellular component: plasma membrane; vacuolar proton-transporting V-type ATPase, V0 domain; vacuolar proton-transporting V-type ATPase complex. Bases 518 to 2986 code for a protein of 822 amino acids. Gene Ontology annotation, biological process: vacuolar acidification; proton transmembrane transport. The record is from RefSeq and is a predicted model, not a curated record. The transcript is spliced from 21 exons. Gene Ontology annotation, molecular function: proton-transporting ATPase activity, rotational mechanism; ATPase binding.
ACAUUCUUUAAUAUAUGUGUUCUUUUCUUGGUUUUUAAACCUAACGGUCGGUUCUAGAACGCAGCGUCACGUCACAGAACGUUCCUCUAAUGAGAGUCACACCACCAACGUCAUCACGGUGUCGCUUAGCAACUAAAAUUCACACGACAUUAUACAGCGUAACACAAUAACAUAAUUCAACAUUUAGCUCAUGUUAGACGUUAAACUCUGUUAAACUGAUCACAAUGAUGCUCUUUUGUUUUUACCGCCAUUUAAAGCAACAGGAAGGAGUCUCGAGCCCCUCGUGGCCAAACGGGAGAAGAACAGAACGUUAACAGUCGUCACGUGAGACCGCAGCAGUAACGUGACUCUCUCUAAACGGGAAGUGAGAGACUGAACGGAGAACUUCUAAUAAACAGUCUGGUUCAGCCCGGUUAGCAGUCACCGGGUCUGUCCGUCGGUACGGGAACCGGACAGUAGGUCAGAAGGACAGCAGGACAGCAGGACAGCAGGACGGAGUGUACCUGAACAGGCAGUUAUGGGCUCCAUGUUUCGCAGUGAGGAGGUGUGCCUGGUGCAGCUCUUCCUUCAGUCCGGCUCGGCUUACAACUGUGUCAGUGAGCUGGGAGAACUGGGCCUGGUUGAAUUCAGAGACUUGAAUCCUAACGUGAACGCCUUUCAGAGGAAGUUUGUCAGUGAGGUCAGGCGAUGCGAGGAGCUUGAGAAAACUUUUACCUUCCUGGAGCAGGAGAUCAAUCGCUCCCUGUCUCAGCGGUGUCCCCUCCCUCCUCCAUGCCCGAUUCCUUCGGCCCCUCAGCCCCGAGAACUCAUCACCAUAGAGGAGGAGUGCGAGAGGCUGGCCAGAGAGCUCAAAGAGGUGUCCAGAAACAGAGACAGCCUCCGGGCUCAGCUGACCCAGCUCUGUCAGUACCAGGGAGUCCUGACCAGGACGCACUCUCUCACAGCCUCACAGGCACCACCACCGGUACUGGAAAGCCAAGGCCUGUUUGAUAACCGCCAAGAUGUCCGCCUCAGUUUCGUGGCAGGAGUGGUCCAUCCCUGGAAGGUUCCCUCAUUUGAACGGUUGUUAUGGCGGGCGUGUCGCGGUUAUAUCAUUGUGGACUUCAGAGAAAUGGAGGAUCGUCUCGAGCAUCCGGACACGGGAGAAAUGGUGCAGUGGACGGUGUUCCUCAUCUCCUACUGGGGAGAUCAGAUCGGACAGAAAGUGAAGAAGAUCUGUGAUUGCUUCCGCACACAGACAUUUGCAUACCCUGAGAGCACUGCUGAGAGAGAAGAGAUUCUCCAGGGACUUCAAGGCAGAAUUGAAGAUAUCAAAGCCGUGUUGUCGCAGACCGAGUCCUUCCUGCAGCAGCUGCUGAUGCGGGCGGUGGCGGUGUUGCCCCAGUGGAAGGUGCGGGUGCAGAAGUCUAAGGCGAUCCAGAUGGUGCUGAAUCUCUGCAGCCCCUCCGUCACAGACAAAUGCCUGAUCGCUGAGGCCUGGUGUCCCAUCGCCAAGUUGCCUGAGCUGCAGAGCGCUCUGAGAGAGGGAGGGAGGAAGAGCGGCAGUGGUGUCGACUCUUUCUACAACCGCCUGCCUUCCUCCGCCCCCCCACCGACCCUGUUUCCCAUCAACUCUUUCACAGCCGGUUUCCAGAACAUUGUCGAUGCCUACGGAGUGGCCAGCUACCGGGAAGUCAAUCCAGCGGUGUACACCAUAAUUACAUUCCCCUUCCUGUUUGCUGUGAUGUUUGGGGAUGUGGGUCACGGUUUACUGAUGACUCUGGCUGCCCUCUGGAUGGUCCUCGAGGAGAAGGACCCCAAAUUCAGGAACAACAACAACGAGAUCUGGAGGAUGAUGUUCGGAGGAAGGUAUCUGAUUCUGCUGAUGGGACUGUUCUCCAUCUACACGGGGGCCGUUUACAACGAGUGCUUCAGCCGAGGCCUCAGUACCUUCGACUCAGCGUGGCACGUCGGCCCGAUGUUUGAGAACAACAUCUGGAAUUCAUCAGUCCUGGCAGGGAACCAGUACCUGUCCAUGGAUCCUGUCGUGUCGGGUGUUUUCACCACCCCCUAUCCGUUUGGCAUCGACCCGGUCUGGGGGCUGUCCAACAACAAACUAACUUUCCUGAACUCGUACAAGAUGAAGAUGUCGGUCAUCAUCGGUGUUAUUCACAUGACUUUUGGAGUCUGCUUGUCGUUCUUUAACUACUGGCACUUUGGCCAGCUAAGCAGUGUGUUCUUUGUGCUGAUCCCUGAGCUGUUCUUCAUGGUGUGUCUGUUUGGCUACCUGGUGUUUAUGGUGGUCUUCAAGUGGCUCGCCUUCACUCCCGCACAGUCAAAAAAGGCUCCCAGUAUACUCAUCCACUUCAUAGAUAUGUUCCUCUUCACAGACAACCCUGAGAACCCAACGCUCUACCAAGGACAGAUUGUGGUGCAGAAGAUCCUGGUGGUGCUGGCUCUGUGUUCUGUCCCGGUCCUCCUGUUUGGGAAGCCCACGUACGAAUACAUCGCAUUCAAGAGUAGACGACGUCAAACAGAAGAAGACCGACGACCGCUAGUGGCCGACGAAGGCUCCAUCAACACUUGUCAGGGGGAGACGGAGGGAGCUGCUGAAGAGGAGGAGUUUGAUGUCGCAGACGUAUUCAUGCAUCAGGCCAUCCACACUAUAGAGUACUGCCUGGGAUGCAUCUCCAACACCGCCUCUUACCUCCGGCUCUGGGCUCUCAGUCUGGCACACGCACAGCUCUCUGAGGUGUUGUGGGUGAUGGUGAUGCGUCUCGCCCUGAGGUGGAAGGGCUAUGUGGGAUCUGUAGUCCUCUUUGUGAUUUUUGCCUUCUUUGCUAUGUUGACGGUCGCCAUCCUGCUGGUUAUGGAGGGACUCUCAGCUUUCCUGCACGCGCUCCGUCUGCACUGGGUGGAGUUUCAGAACAAGUUCUACAGUGGUACAGGCUACAAGCUGAGCCCUUUCUCCUUCUCAGCUCUGAUCAAUGCAUCAGCUGCUAUAUGAUCACCCAAACGGUUCUGUUAAUUUAUGUCUAUUACUGAGCACUUGGACUACAACUACACACAUCCGAAUGACUGUGUCUCCACGUCUAUUGCCUGUAGGCUGUGAAAUGGUUUAAUUGACUUGCAUAAUGAUCAUGAUGGUAAAGACUGUUAUUUUUGCAUUUUUGAAUGAGUCCCUAUAUAAUGAAUUACAAUUAAUUAUAUGAAAUGAAAAAAAUAUACUUUUGUAUCCCCUUGCUAAUUUCACUCAGUGUUAUGGGCUGCUUUUUUAAUUACUCAAAAAUAGUAAUCAUUUACUUUUCACUGUAUGAACAUGUAUCAUAGCCAUCAAAAGGGAAAUCACAACAAGUAAUGAAUCUGUUCUGCAGUUUAAGGGAAGGUAUGAUUGUUGAAUUGGACGUAUUAUGCUUCGAUAAGCCGGCCCUGUAGGAGUCUUCAAAUGAUAGCAGGGAAUUAUAUGAAUGAUUUUCACGAGCCAAAGAUACUUUCCCCCUAACUGUCACGUCUUCCGAUCUCAAAACACAACAGGUUUUUAUUGGUAGUAAACGUUUUUCAGGUGCCUUACUGGGGACUGAGUGCUUCUUCAUUCAUUAAGUGUUUGGACAGAUCUUAACCUCCUUCAUCACGCCACUAUCUUCAACAAAACUCUGCCCGGACAGUUUCUCUCUCUUUUCUUUUUCCUGCCGGUUUGCACUGUAAGAUGGAUCAAAUCUGAACUGAAAUUAAAUAAUGAUUUUCUUGUUUAAUCUUA